AUGAUCCGCCAAAACGCCGUGGAUCCAAACAACACUCUCCUCCCUCGACAUGUUCUCCUCCCUCAGUGUCUCAGGGAUCAGGAGGAGGGUUCAGCAGAGGACCAUCAACACCAGAGGGUUCAGCAGAGGACCAUCAACACCAGAGGGUUCACCAGAGGACCAUCAACACUGGAGGGUUCACCAGAGGACCAUCAACACCAGAGGGUUCACCAGAGGACCAUCAACACCAGAGGGUUCAGCAUGAGGACCAUCAACACCAGAGGGUUCAGCAGAGGACCAUCAACACUGGAGGGUUCACCAGAGGACCAUCAACACCAGAGGGUUCAGCAUGAGGACCAUCAACACCAGAGGGUUCAGCAUGAGGACCAUCAACACCAGAGGGUUCAGCAGAGGACCAUCAACACCAGAGGGUUCACCAGAGGACCAUCAACACUGGAGGGUUCACCAGAGGACCAUCAACACCAGAGGGUUCACCAGAGGACCAUCAACACCAGAGGGUUCAGCAUGAGGACCAUCAACACCAGAGGGUUCAGCAGAGGACCAUCAACACUGGAGGAGGACCAUCAACACCAGAGGGUUCAGCAUGAGGACCAUCAACACCAGAGGGUUCAGCAGAGGACCAUCAACACCAGAGGGUUCACCAGAGGACCAUCAACACCAGAGGGUUCAGCAGAGGACCAUCAACACCAGAGGGUUCACCAGAGGACCAUCAACACCAGAGGGUUCACCAGAGGACCAUCAACACCAGAGGGUUCAGCAGAGGACCAUCAACACCAGAGGGUUCACCAGAGGACCAUCAACACCAGAGGGUUCACCAGAGGACCAUCAACACCAGAGGGUUCACCAGAGCACCAUCAACACCAGAGGGUUCAGCAGAGGACCAUCAACACCAGAGGGUUCAGCAGAGGACCAUCAACACUGGAGGGUUCAGCAGAGGACCAUCAACACCAGAGGGUUCAGCAGAGGACCAUCAACACCAGAGGGUUCAGCAGAGGACCAUCAACACUGGAGGGUUCACCAGAGGACCAUCAACACCAGAGGGUUCAGCAGAGGACCAUCAACACCAGAGGGUUCAGCAUGAGGACCAUCAACACUGGAGGGUUCAGCAGAGGACCAUCAACACUGGAGGGUUCAGCAGAGGACCAUCAACACCAGAGGGUUCAGCAGAGGACCAUCAACACUGGAGGGUUCAGCAGAGGACCAUCAACACCAGAGGGUUCAGCAGAGGACCAUCAACACCAGAGGGUUCAGCAGAGGACCAUCAACACCAGAGGACCCCCCCUACAGCAGUGUGCCACAGACCCCCCCUACAGCAGUGUGCCACAGACCCCCCCCUACAGCAGUGUGCCACAGACCCCCCCUACAGCAGUGUGCCACAGACCCCCCCCCUACAGCAGUGAGCCACAGACCCCCCCCUACAGCAGUGAGCCACAGACCCCCCCCUACAGCAGUGUGCCACAGACCCCCCCUACAGCAGUGUGCCACAGACCCCCCCCUACAGCAGUGUGCCACAGACCCCCCCCUACAGCAGUGAACCACAGACCCCCCCUACAGCAGUGUGCCACAGACCCCCCCUACAGCAGUGAGCCACAGACCCCCCCCCUACAGCACAGUGAACCACAGACCCCCCCUACAGCAGUGAGCCACAGACCCCCCCCUACAGCAGUGAACCACAGACCCCCCCCUACAGCAGUGAACCACAGACCCCCCCCUACAGCAGUGUGCCACAGACCCCCCCCUACAGCAGUGAGCCACAGACCCCCCCCUACAGCAGUGUGCCACAGACCCCCCCUACAGCAGUGUGCCACAGACCCCCCCUACAGCAGUGUGCCACAGACCCCCCCCUACAGCAGUGAGCCACAGACCCCCCCCUACAGCAGUGUGCCACAGACCCCCCCUACAGCAGUGUGCCACAGACCCCCCCCUACAGCAGUGUGCCACAGACCCCCCCCUACAGCAGUGAGCCACAGACCCCCCCCUACAGCAGUGAGCCACAGACCCCCCCCUACAGCAGUGUGCCACAGACCCCCCCCUACAGCAGUGAACCACAGACCCCCCCUACAGCAGUGUGCCACAGACCCCCCCUACAGCAGUGAGCCACAGACCCCCCCCCUACAGCAUGUGCCACAGACCCCCCCUACAGCAGUGAACCACAGACCCCCCCCCUACAGCAGUGAGCCACAGACCCCCCCCUACAGCAGUGAACCACAGACCCCCCCCCUACAGCAGUGUGCCACAGACCCCCCCUACAGCAGUGUGCCACAGACCCCCCCUACAGCAGUGUGCCACAGACCCCCCCUACAGCAGUGUGCCACAGACCCCCCCUACAGCAGUGAACCACAGACCCCCCCCUACAGCAGUGUGCCACAGACCCCCCCCUACAGCAGUGAGCCACAGACCCCCCCCUACAGCAGUGUGCCACAGACCCCCCCCUACAGCAGUGUGCCACAGACCCCCCCCUACAGCAGUGAGCCACAGACCCCCCCCUACAGCAGUGUGCCACAGACCCCCCCUACAGCAGUGAGCCACAGACCCCCCCCUACAGCAGUGUGCCACAGACCCCCCCUACAGCAGUGUGCCACAGACCCCCCCCUACAGCAGUGUGCCACAGACCCCCCCCUACAGCAGUGUGCCACAGACCCCCCCCUACAGCAGUGUGCCACAGACCCCCCCCUACAGCAGUGUGCCACAGACCCCCCCUACAGCAGUGUGCUACAGACCCCCCCCUACAGCAGUGAGCCACAGACCCCCCCUACAGCAGUGAGCCACAGACCCCCCCCUACAGCAGUGUGCCACAGACCCCCCCCUACAGCAGUGAGCCACAGACCCCCCCCUACAGCAGUGUGCUACAGACCCCCCCCUACAGCAGUGUGCCACAGACCCCCCCCUACAGCAGUGUGCUACAGACCCCCCCCUACAGCAGUGUGCCACAGACCCCCCCCUACAGCAGUGUGCUACAGACCCCCCCCCCCCUUACACCUCAUAGAUCCAUGUCUCUUACCGGUGGUGAAGCAGGACUAUGGGCAGGACUAUGGGUAG
Messenger RNA from Knipowitschia caucasica, 3039 nucleotides. NCBI's taxonomy places the organism in Eukaryota, Metazoa, Chordata, Actinopteri, Gobiiformes, Gobiidae. The record is from the annotation of a GenBank genome assembly.